Fusarium proliferatum ET1 is the source of this 4611-nucleotide messenger RNA. RefSeq lists its product as uncharacterized. The transcript is spliced from 2 exons. Bases 1 to 4611 code for a protein of 1536 amino acids. Gene Ontology annotation, molecular function: protein binding; catalytic activity. Gene Ontology annotation, biological process: nucleoside metabolic process. The record is from RefSeq and is a predicted model, not a curated record. NCBI's taxonomy places the organism in Eukaryota, Fungi, Ascomycota, Sordariomycetes, Hypocreales, Nectriaceae.
AUGGCUCAUCAGCCUCAGAAACGACGCUUGACCCUGAGGUCUGCUUCAGACCAUAGAGAGCACAAGUCGCAAAAGACAUCUCGUGCUUCGUAUGAACAAUAUACGAUCGCCUGGAUCUGUGCACUACCAAAGGAAUUGACUGCAGCUCGAGCUGUGCUGGAUAAUGUCCACGAACCGUUGCCCAAGCAGAAAAACGACACCAAUUCGUACAUACUUGGCAGCAUAGGGUGCCACAAUAUCGCUAUCGCGUGUUUGCCAACUAAUGAGUAUGGAACAAACAAUGCGGUAAACGUGUUGACUAAUCUUACCCGCACGUUUACAUCGAUUUAUCUUAGUCUCAUGGUCGGGAUUGGAGGCGGGGUCCCGGGUGAAGACUUUGACAUUCGUUUAGGUGAUAUUGUUGUUGGUACCCGCGUGGUGCAGCACGAUCUCGGCAAGAUAACCGAAGGAGGCCAAAUUCAACAUACUGCAGUCCCGAGGACUUUGGCUCAUUCGAUUGGCAAAGCUUUAUCGAUUCUACAAGCGGAGCAUCAACCGCUUAGCAGCCGGAUUCCCCUCAUAUUAGAAGAAAGGUUCAGAGAGUAUCCAGCCUACGCCCGACCAACUACAGCAGAUCGUCUCUUCUCUUCCGCAUAUCGACAUAACUCUCGGGCACCAACCUGCGACAAAUGCAGCCCUUCUGCACUGGUACGGAGAAGCGAGCGGAGUACAGAUAAUCCAUACAUCUAUUAUGGUACUAUCGCCUCAGGCAAUCAAGUUAUGAGAAGCUCGACAGUUCGCGAUAAGGUCGCCCAGGAAUUGAAGGCCAUUUGCUUCGAAAUGGAAGCAGCUGGCCUGAACGAUAUUUGUCCCUCUCUAUCGGUGCGGGGAAUAUGCGAUUAUUCUGACUCUCAUAAGAGCAAGGAGUGGCAAGAAUAUGCCGCUGCCACCGCUGCCGCAUAUGCAAGGGAAUUUGUCGAAAAGCUUCCUCCUACAGAAGUAAUCACUGCAAGCACACCGGAGAGUGUUGGGCAGCAGGAUCAGUGGCUUCAGGACGAAAAGUACAACGAAUGUUUGCGGGAUCUGCGCGAGACUGAUCCUCGUGAUGAUAAGAGUCGUAUCGAACAAACAAAAGACGGGCUAUUUGAAGAUGCAUACCGCUGGAUUCUCGAGAAUGACAAAUUCCAAGAAUGGUAUAACGCUUCACGGAGCCAGCUUUUCUGGAUCAAAGGUGACCCUGGCAAGGGAAAAACAAUGUUACUAUGUGGACUCAUCAAUGAGCUUAAGGAAAAACACAUCAGUCUCUUAUCCUACUUCUUUUGCCAAGCUACUGAAGCACGGUUAAGUAACGCGACAGCCGUGCUCCGUGGUCUUAUCUACCUUCUUGUUCUUCAGCGACCUCCGCUUGUCACAUACAUCGAGGAGAAGUAUGCUCAUGCAGGAAAGCAGCUCUUUGAGGAUGGGAAUGCAUGGCAAGCUCUAUCCAAGAUCUUCACGGCAAUGCUUGAGGACCCACUACUAGAUGGCGUACUCCUGAUUGUUGAUGCUCUUGAUGAGUGUAUCACGGACCAAGAGAAGCUUCUUGAAUUGAUAAUCAGGUCUAGCACUGUCAAGUGGAUCGUGACUAGCCGCAACUGGCCGGAAAUCGAACAGGUGCUGGAUCGUUCCACGCAGAAAGUCAGACUGCAUCUUGAGUUAAAUCAAGAUUCAGUUUCCAAGGCCGUUGAGGCAUUCAUCGAAUGGAAGGUGGAGGCGUUGUCUAAAAAAAAGAAAUACGAUGCGAAACUCAAAAGCGACGUCAAGAGCUAUUUAGUUGAGAAUGCUGAUGGCACGUUCCUAUGGGUCGCUUUGGUUUGUCAAGAGCUUGCAGAUGGCAAGGUGCUUCGCAAAUGCCACACCCGCGAGAGGCUGGAGGCAUUACCAAAGGGGCUUGACCCCCUGUACGGAAGAAUGAUGGAAUAUAUCUCAUCUUUACCAGAUGCUGAGCUAUGUAGAGAGAUACUGGCUCUUGCUUCUGUGGUGUAUCGACCCGUUACGUUGGCUGAGUUGGAAACUCUUCUGGGGUCCGAGUACGAGGAUGAAGAUGGCGACCUCCAAGAAGUCAUUAGAUGCUGUGGUUCUUUCUUAACACUUCGGGGAGAUGCUAUCUAUUUCCUACAUCAGUCGGCCAAAGACUUCUUGGUCAAAAAGGCGUUAGACCAGAUUUCACCUUCAGGUCUUUCGUAUCAACAUGAACUGAUCUUCGAGAGGUCAUUGCAGACACUAUCAGAGACUCUGAGACGUGAUAUCUGCAGACUCGGCCAUCCAGGGUUUGCCAUUGAUGACAUCUCACCAGAUGACCUUGGGCCACUGUAUCCCAUUCGAUACUCUUGUGUCUAUUGGGUAGAUCAUCUCCACGACUCUGAGCCCAACAGGCUCAACAGUAAACUGCAAAGCGGCAGUGAUAUCUACGUAUUUAUACAAAAGAAGUAUUUAUACUGGCUAGAAGCUCUCAGUCUCUUGAGCAGCACAGUAGAGGGGUUAAAGGCAAUAUAUAAGCUCGAAGAUCUAGCUACUAGAUUCAGCGCGCCAGACCCACUGAAAAAUUUGCUUCAAGAUGCACGCCGUUUUUUCCUCACUCAUAAGAGUUCGAUCGCGAUUGCCCCCUUGCAAGCCUAUGUCUCAGCACUAGUCUUUAGUCCAGAAUGCAGCCUCAUUCGAGAGCUAUUUCAGCAUGAAGAGCCGGACUGGAUAGCUCUAAAGCCAAGAAUGGAUAAGAAUUGGGAUAAUUGCCUACAAACCCUUGAGGGUCAUGGUCGUCCAGUAAAUUCAGUGGCCGUCUCACCGGACAACCAGCUUCUUGCAUCGGGCGGAGCUGAUGAGACGGUCAAGAUAUGGGAUAUAACAACAGGUGUAUGUCUACAUACUCUUGAAGGUCAUGAUGAUGCAGUCUGUUCUGUCAACUUCCUACCAGAUGGGCAAAGCCUCGUAUCGGCUUCAAACAUUAUCAAGAUAUGGGACACAAAAACAGGAUUAUGUCUAAAGACUAUGGAGGGCCAUGAUCAACUUGUGAAUUCGAUGGUUUCAUCUCUAGAUGGCCAGUAUCUUGCAUCGGGAUCUUUUGAUCUGACAAUAAAGAUCUGGAGUCCAAAAACGGGAGAAUAUCUAAGGACUCUUGAUGGUCACUCUGGUCAGGUUACUUCAGUAGCCUUCUCUCCAAAUAACCAGCAUCUUGUAUCAGCAUCCGCUGAUUGUACGGUCAAGAUCUGGGAUAUUAAAUCGUUCUCAUGUCUACAGACGCUACAGGCUCACGAGGGUAGGAUAUACUCAGUGGCCUUCUCGCCAGAUAGUAAGCGUCUUUCGUCAGUGUCCAUGGAUAGAACGAUCAAAAUCUGGGACGUGGCCACAGGCUCCAGUCUGCCAAUACUGGAUAUCUCCUCGGGAUUCGGGACCGCAAUAGCUUUCUCAGCGAAUGGUAAACUUCUCGCUUUAGGUGGGCCUGGGCCAUUGAAACUCUUAGAUGCGGAAACCGGAACAGUCCUGCAGACUUUGAAGGGCUGUGAUGGUCCGGUAGAGUCUGUAGCCUUCACGACUGAUGGUAAGUAUCUUAUAUCAGGCUCUGAGGAUGGAUUAGUCAGGAUCUGGGCUGUAUCGAUCGAUGCAUGCCCGUUUAUAGCUGAAGGCCAUGAUGAUGGCUUGUACUCUAUUGCAAUUUCGGCAAAUGGCUUGCGAGUUGCAUCAGGAUCCCUUGAUACUACUGUAAAGGUAUGGGAUACCAAAACAGGAACAUGCCUAUAUACACUUAAAGGCCAUUGCGGGGCGGUAAGCUUUGUGGCCUUUUCUGUGGAUAGCAAGCGCUUAGCCUCAUGUUCAUAUGAUUCGACUAUUAAAGUCUGGGAUACUAUGGCUGCUACAUGCCUUUAUACACUUCAGGAUGAUGAGGCGGUAUCUUCAGUGGCCUUCUCAGCAGAUGGACAAUAUCUCGUAUCAGGUGGAAAAGGGUCCAAGAUGUGGGAUGCAGUAACGGGGAAAUGCUUACAUGAAUUUGAGCAUAAUGAUCAUGCGGUCUCAGUGGCUCUCUCCGCCGACAGUCAGUAUCUCGCAACUGGCUUAGAUGACGGGAUAAUUCGGAUCUGGAAGAUCCGAGAAUACAACUUCAGAAUGCUACAGGGACAUACUCAGUCGAUAUCAUCAGUAGCCUUCUCGGUGGGUUCACAGUAUCUUGCAUCUGGCUCUUAUGAUGGCGACGUUGGAAUCUGGGAUUUAGAACAUUACACAUGUCUGCUAAUGAUCGAGGUCAACAAAGACCUCCAUCACCUAUCUUUCGAUUCACGGACAAACUCUCGACUCUACACGGACAUUGGUAUUCUGAAUCUGAACUUUGACGUACCAAAGCCAACGCCCGAGGUUAGCGUCAAUUCAAUUGGGGUAACUGCCUUCCCAGGUUCUGAUCGGUCCCGUCACUAUAUCCAUAUCGAUGGGGACUGGAUUAUGAGAUAUGGGGAGAACGUACUUCGGCUCCCUUUAAAUUAUCGACCCCACUUAUCGGCCAUCGUUAAAUCAUCUAUGGCUAUCUGCUAUGAAUCAGGUCGCGUACUACUAAUGAGGUUUUCUGAAGAUAGAGAUAAUUGGUCGUGUAAAUUGCCCAACUGA